Messenger RNA from Ceutorhynchus assimilis (cabbage seed weevil), 369 nucleotides. The record is from the annotation of a GenBank genome assembly. Lineage: Eukaryota; Metazoa; Arthropoda; Insecta; Coleoptera; Curculionidae.
AUGGCUAAUAAAGAUGAAACUAACUUACAAAUAGGAUUUGGUGUAUGGGUAUGCUUUUGCAUUUUAGCCUCUCUAUGGAUGAUUAGCAAAUUCUUAAGGGGCAAGCAGCAAGUUUUUUCUAAUUUGCACGUAGUUGAAGAUAGUUUAAGGAAAUUACAAGAAAGAAUGGAACUGGAGGAGAGACGAAAGAGUAUGGGUUAUAUGGACAUAGACUCACUGGAAGAGUUGACGAGACGUUUUGAAAAUGUGGAAGAAUGUCAGCAGGAGAAUGAAGACGGAGGAAAGCCAUUAUUAUCAACUGAAAAUGCAAUUGGUGAACUUGGAGUUGUUGCUGAGGAUCAAAAUGUGGAAGAUAAGAAAAAUAUAUAA